Messenger RNA from Polyodon spathula (Mississippi paddlefish), 5777 nucleotides. It is a transcript of the gene paplna, whose product is annotated as papilin a, proteoglycan-like sulfated glycoprotein. NCBI's taxonomy places the organism in Eukaryota, Metazoa, Chordata, Actinopteri, Acipenseriformes, Polyodontidae. Gene Ontology annotation, molecular function: metalloendopeptidase activity; serine-type endopeptidase inhibitor activity. The coding region runs from base 172 to 4506 and encodes 1444 amino acids. The record is from RefSeq and is a predicted model, not a curated record. Gene Ontology annotation, biological process: extracellular matrix organization. The transcript has 28 exons. Gene Ontology annotation, cellular component: extracellular matrix.
UUUCUUCUUAUGACGCACCUAAUUUAGCAAGCGCUGCUCCACACUUCAAAGCGAAGGGUCACCAUUGCAGAAAAUAACAAACAGAAAUGUAAUUGACCAUAAAAGAAAAGGAAGAGCGAGGCACAGAGAGAGGGGGAGAGAGCAUUCCUAUGGUGAAAGAGUUAAGGGACAAUGAAGGCCUUGCUGCUGUUGCUUGUUCUGCAGCUGAUGUCCUCCUCACCAGUGCUCUGUGUGCACAAGGUGAAGCGGCAGGGUGACUACUGGGCUCCGUGGGGAGAGUGGGGAGAGUGCAGCAGGACCUGUGGGAGCGGGAUAACGACGCGCAGCAGACAGUGCUACUCCAGCAGGACAGACGGAGGAACCAGCUGUGUGGGCCCUACCAGAAACUUCCGCUCCUGCAACAUCCAGGACUGUGCCGAGGGCUCCAGGGAUUUCAGAGAGGAGCAGUGCUCCCAGUAUGAUGGCACAGAGUUCCAGGGGAAACGCUACAAGUGGCUCCCUUACUACGGAGCUCCAAACAAGUGUGAGCUGAACUGCAUCCCCAAGGGAGAGAACUUCUACUUCCGUCACCGGGAGGCUGUGGUGGACGGGACACCGUGUGAGCCGGGGAAGCGCCAUGUCUGUGUGGAGGGGGUCUGCAAGCCACUGGGUUGUGACAACAUGCUGGAGUCUCCCCAGAAGGAGGAUCAGUGUCUGGAAUGCGGGGGUGACGGCAGAUCCUGCUACCCAGUCAAGGGUACCUUUGAGGUGGCCGACCUGCCCAAAGGUUAUAAUCAGAUGUUCAUCAUUCCCGUGGGAGCAACGAGUAUCAGGAUUCGAGAAGUGGUGCCUACCAGGAACUUUCUGGCGAUAAAGAACGUGCGAGGAGAGUACUACCUGAACGGGCACUGGGUGAUUGAUUUCUCUCGUGCUGCGCACAUCGGCAGCACUGUGCUGCACUACGAGCGUGGGUCGGAGGGGGACCUGGCCCCUGAGACCAUCCACGGCAGGGGCCCCACUACCGAGCCCCUUGUCAUAGAGCUGAUCAGGCAGGAGCCGAACCAGGGAGUCGAGUAUGAGUAUUACCUGCCCUACCGCAGUCAGAGCCAGGGCUACUUCUGGAGCUAUGGGUCCUGGGCAGAGUGCAGCAAGGAGUGUGGAGCAGGCUACCAGUCCCGGCUGGUGUUCUGCACCAUAGACAAUGAGGCGUAUUCGGACUACCUGUGUGCCAGCCGACCACGCCCCGUGAGUAACAGAACCUGCAACCUCCAGCCCUGUCCUCAGACCAAGCGGAUGGCGUACCUCUACCAGGCUCAAGUGUGGAAGCGCACGGAGCACCUGAGCUCGCGGGUGUACAGCUGGAAGGUGGGUGAGUGGACCGCAUGCUCAGCUACUUGUGAUGGAGGCACGCAGACUCGCAGCGUGUUCUGCCUGACCUACGACGGCGCCGGCUCCCGCGUUGUGGAGGAAUCGCAGUGUGCAGCCUUCUCCGCCCGGCCGCAUUCCCAGCAGGCCUGCAGCCUGCGCCAGUGUGCCACCUGGAGCGCCGGUGGCUGGUCAGAGUGCUCGGAGACCUGUGGCGAGGGGGAGCAAACUCGCUCUGUAGUGUGUCUCUCUGGGGCUGGCAUCCGCCUCCAGGACUACGCCUGCCAGGCCCUGCCAAAACCCGCCAGCAUGCAGCCCUGCGAGAGAGCCACUUGCCCGCAUGAGAUCAGCUGGCACAUUGGGGACUGGGGCCUGUGCUCUAAGAGCUGUGACUCAGGCCUGCGAGAGCGGCAGGUGAUCUGUGCUGACCGCGAUCGAAACUUCUACAACCUGAAUCUGUGCGUGGCGAGGGACCGGCCCUCCACUGUGGAAAAGUGCAACACCCAGCCCUGCUACCUCCCUCAGGUGGUGCCGAGCAUGCCUGACCCCAGGGGCUAUGAUGACACCCGACGGGGCACCCUGGUCCCCUACAUCCCCGACAGACCCUCCACAGUUUACAGGAACACGGAGCGCAGGGAGUCUGAAGCACCGCCCCCUCCGGUGAAUCGGGAGGAAGGAUCUAACCCCCCGCAGUACCACUGGGAGUCCCAUGGCCGGGUUUGCACCCUGUCCCAGUACGGCUGCUGUCCCGAUGGCUACACCCGAGCCAGAGGUCCCCAGGGCCUGGGCUGCCCAGGAUCCAGCUGUGCACAGUCCAGGUUUGGCUGCUGUCCUGAUGGGAUUAGUGCAGCACUGGGCCCUGACAAUGCUGGCUGUCAGAGAUACUACACUGACAGGGAGAGCAGGCCGUCUGCCAACCCCAACCCCAACCCAAGCACGGACAACACAGAGGUGCGUUCUCCAGCCCCAGUGAGCCCGGACGGAGCAUGUCGCACUUCCACCUACGGCUGCUGCUAUGACGGGGUUAACCUGGCGACUGGGCCCAGUGGAGAGGGCUGCCACAGCCGGCCACAUUACCCUAAUCCCGUGGCAUGUCUGCUCCCCUACGCUACUGGCCCCUGCUCGGAAUGGACUGGCCGCUGGUACUUUGUCCCUUCCGGUGGGGCAUGUUCCCAGUUCUGGUACGGUGGCUGCCAUGGCAACCGCAACAGCUUUCUAUCGGAGCAGGAGUGCCUGAGUGAGUGCAAGGGGCAGGCCAGCGUGCAGCCUGUGAUCGGGGGAGGUCAGGACGUCCAGGCACAGACCCUCCAGCUGGAGAAGGAAGACCCCAGGGGAGAUGGGAGACCACACAGCCCGGGGAAAGGGAUCUUGCGGGGCGACAACUGGAGGAAGCCCCUGGCAGAAACCCACUCCAGCACAGGCAGCCAGUCACAUUCCCAGCCUGAUCAAAAAGUGUUCACCAUCUAUCAUGGGACCGGCCCUCGUCUGACCAUUGAGAAGAGACUAAGUGACCACACGCCACCCUCGCCCGCUGGGGAAAUAAGUUCUCAUGGAGGGCAGGCUUCCAGCAGCAGGAGCCCAUUCCACAGCAGCCAGGCCCAGCCGGUGAAAGUGAGUGAGUGGGGAGGUUACGACCGGCACGCACAGGCGAGGGCUCACUUUGUGAAGGGGCAACACCGGCGCAUUCACGAAGGAGGGCCAACGCUGCACACCACCUACCCUGGGAAAUGGGACCAAGGGCCGGGGAAAUUCAUUAACUCGAGGUGGACCUCACAGGGUCAGAGCGGGGUCAAGAAUCAUGAGCUUCCCGACAGCGGCUACCCGGCUGACACGGGGAACCCUGAAUCAGGGAGCCCCCAGCUCCCCCCUGAAGCAGCAGAGACCCUCAAGCCAGUGCCGGCCAGCGAGGAAGAGGCAGGGGAGGACGGGAACUCUGCUGGACGGGACGCUCCAGGACCAGCCUUUCAGUCCCCAGGCGGCUUGGUCUCCGAGCAGAGCUCCAGGCUGACAGCACAGUCCAGCCAGCACAGCUCCGAAAGGUUGAAUAUUGAUAAGUCAGGACCCUCAACAGUGGAAGGACGGCCCGGGAAGACAGUGAGACUGCCCUGCAAGGUGUCCCCCUCUCCCGGCGUCACAGUGGAAUGGAGGAGAGACGGGCGCCCCCUGAGCUCCCCCAGGCACUUGCAGCAGCCUGAUGGCUCGAUGCUGAUUGGUCCGCUGAGCGCCCGGGACUCCGGCUGGUUGAUGUGUGUGGCUUCGAACAGCAGGGAGCGAGACCACCGCUACAUCCUCCUCACUGUGGCAGAGGACCUUCGCUCCCCCGUGCCGCCCCAGGAGGACCAUUCCAUUCAGCAGGGGGGUGGGGGCUUCGUCUCUGGGCAUCCGAUCGAAACUGGACCCGAGAGCAACCCAUCCCAGGCAAUGCACCCUGCACCAUGGCCUGCGCACCACAGCACACACAGGUUGAGUAUUGAUAAGUCAGGACCCUCAACCGUGGAAGGACGGCCCGGGCAGACAGUGAGACUGCCCUGCAAGGUGUCCCCCUCUCCCGGCGUCACAGUGGAGUGGAGGAGAGACGGGCGCCCCCUGAGCACCCCCAGACAUACCCAGCAGGCGGACGGCUCCCUAAUCAUCAGCCCACUGAGCAGCGAGGACCCCGGCCAUUACACCUGUAUCGCCUCCAACGGGAGGGAAAGGGACCACCGGCAACUCCAGCUCAAAGUGCAAGGAGAGCUGAAAAUCACCACAGCCCCAAACAAUGUGCAGGUCUCAGAGGGAAGCAGCACUCAGCUACCCUGCAUCGUGACAGGCAGCAAUGUGAACGUACGCUGGUCCAGAAACGGGGUCCCGGUGCGAUCAGACGGACGUCAUGUUCUCAUCUCAAAGGACGGCAGCCUGAUACUGAACAACGUGCAGCGCAUGGACGAGGGCUCCUACACCUGCAACGCAUACACAGGCUCCCACUCCGUUAGCGCCAGCGCGGAGGUCAGGGUCAUCAAGAACACCCUGCAGGCCCCGCCAUCCAGAUCCAACAAUGCCGAGUGCAUCGACCAGCCUGAGCUUGCUAACUGUGACCUGAUCGUGUACGCCAAGCUGUGCAGCAACGAGUACUACUCCAGCUUCUGCUGCGCCAGCUGCUCCAGACACACCGAGCAGGGAUAGACACUCGCCCGGAGGCAGAGCACAGGGAGGGAGGGGCAGCGGUGAGCACCAGCAUCUGGGGAAUUAUUCCAUCCCAAGCAGGGCAGAACAGGAUUCAUACCGACUAAUCCACGGGGUUCCAGCCCAUCACACUUACACAGCAGGGUGCAAUUUAGCAGCUUUAAGAGCAAACCAACAAAAGCAGAGAAACAAGAAAAACAAAGUUCAAUCCUACAGCCAAAUUCAAUAAUUUUGUUCCACACUAUAAGUAAUGUGUCGUGCUAGUGUUCGAAUGGUGUUUCAGAAGAUAGGUAGACUCAUAAAACGGGUUGCAACAGAUCCUGCUUACAUGUUAGAGUGAUCAGAAUAUUAAAUAGGCAACACUCACACAUCAAAAUACUGUAUUGAUUGAGCAAUGCAAGUUACAAAUAAAAUGUAGUAGUAUUCUGCCAUUAAUCAGAACUAGACGAAACAUCACGUGUGGCCUUUGUAUGCAACUCUGAAGGCUAUUUUCUGCUCAGCACUAGCUGGAAAGAUUUAAUAAAAUAUACAUUGUCAGGUUCCCUUGAAAUAAUUAUUUAAUUCAAUUCCCUCAAGCUUAUCCAUGCUGUUGGUUUACUUAUGCCCAGUCUUUACUAAACCACCACAUGAUACCACGAUAACCAAUACACUACUUUAAGCAGUUUCUCUGUGCAGGAGGAAAACCUCAACUAGUAUCAGAUACAAACUGUAGAAUGCUUUUGAAACUCCCAACCACCAGCACACAGUCAGUGAUUGUGGAGGACGGAGGUACAAGGUGGUAAAGCAACAUGUAGAUGAGCGGUGACUGGAAAUCCUGCUCCACAGCUUCAACCUCCCUGAAGGGCACACUCACACUCUCUCUCUCUCUCUCGUUUUUAAUUUUAAAACAUUUCAACCCCACUGAGCAAAAUCUGGCACUGGGCUUUCCUGGGGGGGAAAAAAUGAUACAUUGAAGAUGCACACUGUUGUAAAUGAUCAUUUGUACUUUAAAAGAAGCAAGGGCAGCACUAAAGAUCGACAUGCUAUUUUUUAAAAUGGCAAGCCCCGGGUAAAGGAAUAUUUAGAAUAAAAUGGUUAUUUUGUAUAUAAAGGUAUAUUUUAGGUACUUUUUUAAACUGUACAAAUGACAAGUCUAAUGUAUUUAAACUCUGCAGCAGUUCCAUCGUGUAAUUUUCUAUAAAAGCACAUUUCCAGGUUUAAGGUUGGCUUGGGCUGUCUCAUGCCUGCAAUACUAGGUUUAAAUAAGGAAAUAAAUGUUAAUGUCCAUUUAA